AGCCGCUACACCGCUUCUUAGGACAUCCCUUCGUCACGAGAAAAUCACCAUGUUUCUCACAAGGAGUGAAUACGAUCGAGGAGUGAACACAUUCUCACCUGAAGGGCGUCUGUAUCAAGUCGAAUAUGCGAUCGAAGCUAUCAAGCUCGGGUCCACAGCUGUUGGUUUGAAGACCGACGAGGGAGUUGUGCUCGCAGUUGAGAAAAGAAUAACAUCGGGACUUUUGGAGCCCAGCAGUGUUGACAAGAUUAUGGAGAUUGACGCGCACGUUGGUUGUGCGGUGAGUGGCCUCACUGCUGAUGCUCCAUCAUUGGUCGAGCAUGGGCGAGUUGAGGCACAGAAUCACAAGUUUUCCUACAACGAGGCUAUGUCAGUGAAAUCGAUAGUUCAAGCAUUAUGUGACCUUGCACUCAGCUUUGGCGAAGCUGCAGAUGAAGAACCAUCAAUGUCGAGACCGUUUGGAGUUGCCCUUCUUAUCGCCGGUCACGAUGAGACUGGUCCAUGCCUAUACCAUACCGAUCCAUCUGGGAGCUCCUGGGCAUGUGAUGCCAAAGCUAUUGGAUCUGGAUCUGAGGGUGCUAACUCAUCUCUUCAGGAACAUUACCACAAGGAUAUGACUUUGAAGGAAGCAGAAACGCUUGCGCUAUCGACUCUGAAACACGUCAUGGAGGAAAAGGUUACAUCAUUGAAUGUGUAUAUCGCCAGAGUCGCGCCCAAAUAUCAUCUGUACACUCCAAGUGAGGUUGAGAGUGUAAUCAGACGACUAUGAAGCUCAUAGGUGAGGGGUUCCCAAUCUCCUACAGGCAGAGGGCGAUGGUCUUGUUCCAGAAGGUAAGACCUUGACAAGAAUGUGAAGAGGAGUAAAGGUUCCACAUAAUAGCCCGUGGUCCGUAAAAUGACAUUUGCAGUAGUUCUUCCCUUUUAGCAGACACGCUUUUCGUGUACUUGCGCAGCGGAGUUAGUAAAAGUCCUUUACAGGAGACCUAGAUCGUCUUUAAGGUUGGUACAUAAUCCCGCAAUGAUCCAUAUGAGAAAACCGCAGCUUGUGAUGAACACUUUCUGACUCUCGACCUUCUAUCAGUCCUCCUCCCCCCUCGACUCGUGCAUCCGUCCAUGAAACUUGGUCGGAAGCUCCUCCCUUCAAAAGCAGCAAAAUCACAGGAUGGGGGGAGGAAGUCGACCGGACGUCAUGAAAGCAUGUCUGCUGCCGGUCCAAUCAACUCCCUCUACUCCACCCAAUCCAAUCUGGCAGGUUCAUGGUUUCUCAUUAUCCCUCGCUCAUGUCUGUCUGCCUGCCUGUCUGGCUUUCUGCGCAUGAAGCUCAUGUUUCGCUUUCAGGUUUGCUCGUGACAUUCCUUUUCUGAUUGUGUGCUGUGGAGGAGGAGGAGGAGCAGGAGAAAAAGCACUUGUGGCCAUCUGGAACGUUAGUUUUCCAGGCUUGUGAUGAUGCUGGUGAAGUCAGACCGACCUCCUUUUUGGGGGUCAACCAGUCUCCCUCCCUCCCUCACUCCCUUGCUCGUACGAUAUCCCCCUCCCCUUGCGGUCGUGCUACCGAAUUUUUCAAUGCAUGCCCCGACCCUUCCUUUUCCGUCCCGACCCCAUCUGAGGGGGGGGACGGGGGGAGGGCCAGCCCUGGGCUCGAAAGAUUAUGGUCGGGAGUGUACCGCACAUACUUUUCAGCGAUCAAACGAACGAGACGAGACGAAACAGAGCCAUUUACGCAAGCAAGCGAUAGCAUGGCUGCCCUUUUCGCGAAAGAUCUCAGAAGCAUCCAUGUCCAUCGAUUCGUGUCCUGUUGAACCAUGUGCUCGUACCGGCGAUCAGAUUCCUCCGUUGGAACGCAUGAACGGCCUCCUCCUCCCCCUCCCCCUCCUCCUACUCCUCUUCGUUGACGCUUUCCUAGAUCUUGACUCUCCUCUCCUGUCAGGCCAUCACGAGCUUAUAUGUACGCUAAAUACCCGUAUGACCCUCCCGUCCCCUCCCGUCCCCUCCAUCCCCUCCUGUUCAAUGCCUUCAUGACGUCCGAGCCGGAUUGCUUUCCCCCAGCUUUUCCCCAGCUCCCGGUUCCAUUUGGGCAAGAGAAAAAGAGAAUUUGGAUAUUGACAAGUUCUGUGUUGAGUUGACAAGGCAACCAACUAGUCUGCCGGGAGCGUUGACGUAUGGACUCUCCAGGAGCAAAUAUGGUCCUGUGGAGGACAGAGCGGAAUAAAACUUUUCAUGCUUCACUAGUUGCAAAGCACUAUUCCAUAAGACGUUACUUGUGACUGACUGAGAUUAAGACUCAAUACGAAAACUCAGAUCUCAUCUCCAGUUUAAUUUUGUCGUUCUUAAACUACGGUGUGGUAAAUUAUGCGAAUGCAUGAACCAUGACU
Messenger RNA from Marchantia polymorpha subsp. ruderalis, 2372 nucleotides. NCBI's taxonomy places the organism in Eukaryota, Viridiplantae, Streptophyta, Marchantiopsida, Marchantiales, Marchantiaceae. The record is from the annotation of a GenBank genome assembly.